AAAUACACGUUUUAAAACUACUACUAGCCUGACACUAUGUACGUACCACUGGUCAGUAUUUUGGGCAAUUAUUUUAAAAAGAGAGUUGACCGGGUAGCCCGGUGUUCCAAGCCGGCAGCCAAUAUGGCAGUAACAAGUGAUAUUUUCAGUGCCAACAAUUCAUUGGGUCUGAAUUCGUAAACUGCUCCUAAUAGUUCUGUAAGAUGACAUACAUAUACUACAAAGAUCUCAAAGGGUAAUCGCCUUUCAAACACACGAUGACCCGUAUAUCAUACGUCGAAUGACUAUCAUGGUAUAUUCUCCUUCAGGAGAUAAGGGGAUGUUUACAUUUACGGAAAGUACGACGCGUACUAACACAAAUUCUUAUAUCCACAACUCCUACAUCAUUUGUUCUGCGUAGACCGAAAACAAAUCGGAACACCUAACUGAUCGUCCAAAUACGAAAUAGAUUUUGGGAUCCAAACAAUAGUGCGAGGACCAUCGAUCACUCAACUUGUCAGGGUUUGUGCACGGACAUACGAACAUAAAGCGACGGCGUGCCAAAUUGCAUGGGUGCUUUGCCACCACCCUUGAGCUAAUUUGAGUGAUGACCUUGGGCAAAGUUUAAAAAAUGGCGGUGUUGGUGGAAACUUCGUUAGGGACGAUUGUAUUUGAUUUGUACUGUGAAGAAAAGCCAAGGACAUGCAUGAACUUUAUAAAACUUUGCAAAAUGAAACACUUCAACUUCUGCCUUUUUCACUGUGUACAGAAAAACUUAGUGGCUCAAUCCGGAGAUCCUAGUGGGACAGGCCGGGGUGGUUGGUCGUUUUUCAGAUACUUAUACGGUGAACAGGCUAAAUUUUUUGAUGCUGAAAAGAAACCAAAGAUAUCACACUCAAGAAAAGGCCUGAUUUCAAUGGUUGACAACGGUGCGGGACAACAUGGCUCUCAAUUUUUCAUAACACUGUCAGAUGACCUCAACUAUUUAGAUGAUAAGCACACAGUUUUCGGUUAUGUUGCUGAAGGCAUAGAUUUCAUCCACAAGAUCAAUGAGGUAUACUGUGAUAAAGAUGGACGGCCCUUCCGAAAUGUCAGAAUACACCACACGUUUGUUCUGGAUGAUCCUUUUGUUGAUAUCAAAAGAAUAGACUAUCCUAGCUCACCAGCAUUAAUGAAUAUAUCAGCGCUUGAUACUCGAUUGGAAGAGGAUGAAGAGUUGGAUAAUACAGAAGAACUUUCACCUACACGGUUGGAAGAACUCAAAGCAGAAGAAGAAAUCAAAACGCAUACUCAGCUUCUUACAUUGAUAGGAGACUUGCCAAAUGCGGACGUGAAGCCACCAAACAAUGUAUUAUUUGUAUGCAAACUUAAUCCUGUGACUACGAGUGAGGACUUGGAAAUCAUUUUCAGUAGAUUUGGUGAGAUUAAGUCAUGUGAGGUGAUCAGGGAUAAACGCACUAAUGCUUCUCUUCAAUACGCCUUUAUUGAAUUUGAAAAAGAAGCUGACUGUGAAGAUGCAUAUUUCAAAAUGGACAAAGUUGUUAUUGAUGACAGGCGUAUUCAUGUGGAUUUCAGUCAGUCGGUCGCUCGAGAAUGGCAGUUAUAUAGAAAGGACAAAUUUGUACCCGGUCAACACAAAAUUGUUCCAAAGCAUAGCGAAUCAGGAGAUGCAAAGCAUCAUCAUCCACCUAGGUUAUCUGAGGGACAUACUGACAAAAGAAAACAUAUCCGUCAGAAUUCUCACAGUUAUGAACACAAAAAGAAAAUAAACAGCCCAAAAAGACGUUGUUCCCCUCCGUUGCUAGGAGAAGGUUAUGAUUUAGUAAUCUCAGAAGAGUCCGAUUCGUCAUCCUCAAGUUGUUCGCAGCGUAAAUCCAAGAAAACACAUAACUCACAUAAGUCAUCUAAAAAGCAUCAUAGAAAGCAUAAAGAAAGGAAAAGCAAACACAAAAAGCAUCAUUCACCAUACUGACUUUGAUGUAUGCUAUUUCUAUUUUUUGUUAUUCUAUUUAUUUCUUAUCUUAAAAAUUUUCCGUGAUGCUAAACAAAUACUUUUCAUAAAAUGAAAUGGGACUUUGAUAGUACCAACUAGUGCGCUUGAAAAAUGUUUUGAUGCCAGUGGGCUGUACACUUUGUGUCUGAUUCAGUUAAAUUAAGUAGGGCAAACCGAAAGUAUGAUUCACGAGUUGAAGACUGUCAGAUAGAUA
Molecule: messenger RNA, 2186 nt
Organism: Trichobilharzia regenti
Lineage: Eukaryota; Metazoa; Platyhelminthes; Trematoda; Strigeidida; Schistosomatidae
Source: the annotation of a GenBank genome assembly